Molecule: messenger RNA, 2205 nt
Organism: Trichoderma breve
Lineage: Eukaryota; Fungi; Ascomycota; Sordariomycetes; Hypocreales; Hypocreaceae
Product: GTPase-activator protein for ras-like GTPase domain-containing protein
Exons: 6
Coding region: 1-2205 (734 amino acids)
Biological process (GO): regulation of GTPase activity; regulation of actin cytoskeleton organization
Cellular component (GO): cell cortex
Molecular function (GO): GTPase activator activity; protein binding
Source: RefSeq, a predicted model, not a curated record
AUGUCUACCUACGAUGGCUCGCGCUCGGCGCGCCAGUCGAAGCGGUACUCCAUGUCCGCGCUGUACAUGUCCAUGACAGCAAAUGAAGGAGAGAUGCAAAUUGAGGACGAUCUCGCUAAAGCCCAGAAAGCCCUGCGAGAUCUCAAAUCCAAAAUCUCCUCCCAGUCCAAGAAGAACUUUGUUCUCGAAAAGGACGUCCGCUAUCUUGAUUCGAGAAUUGCGCUGCUCAUCCAGAAUCGCAUGGCGCUGGAAGAACAAAACGAAGUGGCCAGCCAUCUUGAUGAUACUGAAAUGGAAGAAGGCGUCUUCCCCAACGACGACAAGACGCAAAAAUACGGAAAUCUCAUGUUUCUUCUGCAGUCCGAGCCCAGGCACAUUGCUCACCUGUGCCGACUCGUCUCAAUGUCGGAAAUCGAUUCACUUCUUCAGACAGUCAUGUUCACCAUUUACGGAAACCAGUACGAAAGCCGAGAAGAGCACUUGCUUCUUACCAUGUUCCAAUCUGUUCUCACCUAUCAAUUCGACAAUACCCCCGACUACUCCUCACUGCUCCGAGCCAAUACGCCCGUUUCCCGUAUGAUGACGACCUACACGCGAAGAGGCCCCGGUCAAAGCUUCCUGAAGAUUGCCUUGGCCGACAGAAUCAACAGCUUGAUCGAACUGCGAGACCUGGAUCUGGAAAUCAACCCCCUCAAAGUCUAUGAACGCAUGGUUGAGCAAAUUGAAGAAGAUACCGGCACGCUACCGCCAAAUCUACCAAAGGGCAUUACUGCGGAGCAGGCGGCGGAGAACCCCCAAGUCCAAGCUAUCAUCGAGCCCCGAUUGACAAUGCUCAUCGAGAUUGCCAAUGGCUUCUUAUCCACCAUCAUCGAAGGGCUGGAAGAGGCGCCCUAUGGCAUUCGCUGGAUCUGCAAGCAGAUCAGGAGCUUGACAAAGCGCAAAUAUCCCGAUGCCAACGACCAGAUUAUCUGCACAUUGAUCGGCGGCUUUUUCUUCCUGCGCUUCAUCAACCCGGCCAUUGUGACCCCCAAGUCGUACAUGCUCAUUGAUGGAACGCCCGCCGAGCGACCUCGCAGAACCCUCACCCUGAUUGCCAAGAUGCUUCAGAACUUGGCAAACAAGCCCUCGUACUCCAAGGAGCCUUACAUGGCCAAGCUCCAGCCCUUCAUCCAACAGAACAAGGACAGGAUUAACAAAUUCAUGCUUGACCUUUGCGAGGUUGGCGACUUUUACGAAAGUCUAGAAAUGGACAACUAUGUGGCGCUUUCAAAGAAAGACCUUGAGCUUGAGAUUACGCUCAAUGAAAUCUAUGCCAUGCAUUCGCUGAUUGAGAAGCAUCGCAAUGAGUUGUGCAAAGAUGAGUCAUCUCACUUGUCCAUCAUUGUGUCUGAGCUGGCAUCGGCUCCUCCACAAGUGCCUCGCAAGGAGAACCGAGUUAUCAACCUUCCCUUGUUUAGCAGAUGGGAGACUGCGAUUGAUGACUUGACCGCGGCACUGGAUAUUACACAGGAGGAAGUGUACUUUAUGGAAGCCAAGUCCAUCUUUGUGCAGAUCAUGCGAACCAUCCCUCAGAACAGCGCCGUCUCAAGGCGACCGUUGCGACUUGAGCGCGUUGCAGAUGCAGCUGCCACGAGCCGCAAUGACGCCGUCAUGGUGCGCAAGGGUAUCCGGGCUAUGGAGCUGUUGUCGCAGCUACAGGAACUCGGCGUCAUUGACAAGGCUGACCAGUUUGACCUGCUGAGGGAUGAAGUGGAGCAGGAGCUUCAACAUUUGGGUUCGUUGAAGGAUGGUGUGAUUGCCGAGACUGAGAAGCUCGAAGAGGUUUUCAAGACGAUUCGCGACCACAACGCAUACUUGAGCGAAGGUACCAAGCGAAAGCAGCAGAAACAGCAGGUCCUUGGACCAUACAAGUUUACGCACCAGCAGUUGGAGAAGGAGGGCGUCAUCCAGAAGAGCAAUGUCCCGGAUAACAGACGGGCCAAUAUCUACUUCAACUUUACCAGUCCGUUACCAGGCACCUUUGUCAUUUCCUUGCACUACAAGGGCCGAAAUCGAGGACUGCUCGAACUCGAUCUCAAGCUUGACGAUCUGCUUGAGAUGCAGAAGGAUAACCAGGACGAACUGGACCUGGAAUACGUUCAAUUUAAUGUCCCCAAGGUCCUUGCAUUGCUCAACAAGAGGUUUGCUCGGAAGAAGGGAUGGUGA